Messenger RNA from Emiliania huxleyi CCMP1516, 420 nucleotides. RefSeq lists its product as hypothetical. NCBI's taxonomy places the organism in Eukaryota, Haptophyta, Isochrysidales, Noelaerhabdaceae. Gene Ontology annotation, cellular component: endoplasmic reticulum membrane. The transcript is spliced from 4 exons. The record is from RefSeq and is a predicted model, not a curated record. Gene Ontology annotation, molecular function: Hsp70 protein binding. Bases 1 to 420 code for a protein of 139 amino acids. Gene Ontology annotation, biological process: cellular response to misfolded protein.
AUGUCCGCGGAGAACGCGCACGAGGCGCGGGCUGCAGCGCUGACGGAUGAGGACUACGCUCGCGUCACGCGCCUCGAGAAGGCGGAGCUGGAGAGAGAGAUGAACCUCGACAUGGGAGCGGAGGUCUUGGAGGGGAAGACGGUCAACGAGAUCAAAGCGCUCGGAAAGUCCCGCACCGUCUUCGGGAAGGGGCGCUUCUCGAGGCCCCCGCCCCCUGGGGCCCCCGCCCCUGCACCCCGCCCCCAGGUGCUCGGGCUCCCGCGCUCCGCGAGCGCCGCCGAGGCGAAGCGCGCCUUUACACGCCUCGCGCUGCUCAUCCACCCGGACAAGUGCUCGCAGCCCGGCGCGCGUGACGCCUUCAUCAGUGCAUUGGGUGCCUUUCGGGCGCUCUCCGAUAGCGGCGCGCGGCGGCGGCACUGA